Messenger RNA from Plenodomus lingam JN3, 1071 nucleotides. RefSeq lists its product as uncharacterized. Gene Ontology annotation, biological process: phospholipid metabolic process. The record is from RefSeq and is a predicted model, not a curated record. NCBI's taxonomy places the organism in Eukaryota, Fungi, Ascomycota, Dothideomycetes, Pleosporales, Leptosphaeriaceae. Gene Ontology annotation, molecular function: phosphatidate phosphatase activity.
AUGGAAGUCGGCCAGUAUCCUGCGGCUCCACCACCUGGAUCCUCAGGCUUAGCCGCUCACCCACCAGCAUCAACUUCUUCAGCAGCUGCUCCAGCCAUAAGAGCUCCAAUUCCAUCUUCGCUGAGUUCAGUGCCAACAGUCGUGGAUGCGGAUGUCGAAUCCAACGCGACCACUAUGCCACCCCGCCGAGGUGCUGCUUUUAUUCCAGGUUUCCGCUCCAGACCUCCCAUUCGCACCUUCAUCCGUGAGAACUGGCUCGACAUCCUCACGCCAAUAUUGUGUGCCCUGGCAUCUCUGCUCAUCUACCUUCUUGUCCCGCCGAUCCUCCCCCGCUACUUUCCUCUCUACCCGGGCAUCGAGACGAGUGCUUGGGGCCGGCGGUAUGGUCAGCCUCUGAGACGGGAGUACAUCACCACAUUGACAAGUGCUCUCGUGAGCUAUCUGAUUCCGGCGGCGAUCAUGGGAGCGAUUGCGCUUUGGAGUACGCGGGACUUUCGUGAUGGAAAUGCUGCGCUCAUUGGACUAGGCUACGCUCUCGCGACCGCCGCACUCUUCACCUCUAUAAUCAAAGUCUUUAUCGGCGGCCUACGUCCCCACUUCCUCAACGUCUGCCGUCCGUCUAUACCUGGUGAACUGACGUUCUACCAAGCCAGCCGGCUGUGCGGGGACUCGCGUGCAAUGAGAGAAGCUCAGAUGAGCUUUCCCUCUGGACACGCGGUUGCUGCUUUCGCUGGCUUUGGCUUCCUUGCUUUGUACAUCAACGCCAAGUUCAAGGUGUUUGGUCACGGACGCAGAAGUGGUCUGCGUGACAAUGCUGCGGCGGCGGACACAAUUCUAGAUAGAAACAUUACUCCGACAGCACCAGGUACUGGACCUGGUGCUCCUGCGGCCGUUAAAGAGAAACGUAGUACGGCCGCCGCCGCCGCCGCCGCCGCCGCGAUUCCAGAUACCAGCAUUUCAGACUCAACAGUAUCCAAGACCGGCCGGAUACAGCACUGGAAACUCAUCCUCUUCUCUUUGCCUUGGUUGAUAGCCACAGUACUAGCUCUCAGCAAGGUCAGGGAUGGAUAG